AGAAAGAAGUGAAGAUAAUUUCAACAAAUCUGAAAAUCCUCGAGAUCUAGUAGGACCAAAGACUCCAGCCUAGCAUUUAAUUUAAGGUGGAAAAAGGAGUUCCGGAAAGAAAAAUUGAAGAGGGAAAGUUCCGAUAACGUUACCGAAGCAGUGGUUGUGGUUGUGUUUGGGGCAUUUCCAAAGAAUGGCGUCCUCCUCUGCGAUUUUAUCAUCUUCUCUUCUUCCGGCCAGAGCUCCGAUCUGUAGCCAACAAGACGGCCGACUCUGUCUCUUUCAAAUCGGGUCUGUCCGUGCCAAUAACAGCAGGUCUCGUGUCCCUUUCAGGGUUCAGGCCGCAAAGCCUCCGGCUGGAGUUGAAUUGCCAAAAGUAGAGCCGAAAUUUGAAGCCCCGUUUCUUGGAUUCACUAAAACUGCUGAAGUCUGGAAUUCCAGAGCCUGCAUGAUAGGCCUCAUUGGGAUUUUCGUAGUGGAGCUGAUAUUGAACAAGGGUAUACUUCAGGUGAUUGGAGUUGAUGUUGGGAAAGGCCUGGAUCUUCCUCUCUGAUUCCCAGAAAAGUUUUGAACAUCUUGAGAUCCUUUGUGUUCUUUUAUUGAAAAAACAAAAACAAUGAAAUUGUAACUGUAAUACAGGACUUUCAACUGUACCAGAGAAUUCUACAAUCUUCAAGUUAUUGUACUUCAUAAGUAAUUACAUAA
Messenger RNA from Benincasa hispida (wax gourd), 696 nucleotides. The record is from RefSeq and is a predicted model, not a curated record. NCBI's taxonomy places the organism in Eukaryota, Viridiplantae, Streptophyta, Magnoliopsida, Cucurbitales, Cucurbitaceae.